AUGGGCAGCUCGCAGCGACUAGCCGCUGUUGCGGCAGUCUCUCACGCAAAACAUUAUUAUAACCACACUCAACCCAGCGUUGUUCAUACUGAGUCCACACAUUAUAACAUCAAUAUUUUCUUUGUAAGUGCUACGCUGUGUGGUGUACUCGUAGCGGUGUGUGCCGCAUGUUGCCGUAGACCCAGAUCUACGGAUAAGCCAGAGGAAGUGACAGAAUGCCGAGGAAUUUACACUGUUAGUGGAGAUGCACGAUUGAAUCAGGAAUUCUACGAAAAGAGGCUCAGGCAUACGAUCCACCAGAGGAUGCCUUUAUUAGUAAGACAUAUCUUUGAACUGACACGGGUUCCAUCCACUUCCAUCAAUCAACCUUUGGGCCGUUACAACACAUCAGAAGCAUACGAACCAAAUCUCUAG
This is a messenger RNA of Pieris macdunnoughi, 414 nucleotides long. NCBI's taxonomy places the organism in Eukaryota, Metazoa, Arthropoda, Insecta, Lepidoptera, Pieridae. The record is from the annotation of a GenBank genome assembly.